CCUCUCCAUAUUUUUACACAUUCGAUCAAGCAGCGAAACAAUGAUUACACCGCGAUUCAGCGUCCGCCAGGACGAAACACGGGUGUAUGUUACGAUACAUGCGCCUCACGUACGUGCCCAGACGAUAGAAUUUGACGUUGAUGAAGACCAGUUCAAGUUAUUUGCCAGUCCCUACUAUCUGCGCCUGACUUUUCCCGGCAAAGUGGUUGAGGACGAGGCGGCAACAGCCUCACUAGAUGCAGCAAUGGCGACAUUCUGCAAGCAAACUCCCGGAGAAGAAUUUAAAAACCUCGACUUGCUCACAAGCCUGCUAGCGACUAGGCGCGAACGGGAGUCAGAGCAGACCGAGAGCGAUGGCCGUGCUGGGCGUCCGGGCAUUGAAGAAAUUGCGAUACUUAACGAUGAGGAGUUUGAGUGGGAAAUCCCUCAGUCGCUUGCCAACCCAGAUACUGACACAUUGCUCAUGGGAUCGGCAAAAUACGGUUUCAACGAGCAAUACGUUGGAUUUUUGGAGCAUGUUCAUUCGACAGCCAAUGAGAUCAACGAGGUAGAGGACCCAGAAAAUAUGUCUGCUGAGGAUCGGCGGCAAAGACGGGACAUCCAGCCGCUGAUUCAGUACAAGACGGCAAUGUACUCCACUCUGCGCCAGAUCCAAAAGACCAACAAGGAUGAUACUACCGCGGGGGUGACCAGCACGAGCGGCGGCGAUUCCAGUACCAAUAACCUGAUAGCCCAGCUCGAGUUUACCGACGAGGAAAAGAAGACAAUGAUGGAUCUUCCACGCAAAUCACAUAUAAUUGCCAACCGGCAGGCCGUAUAUCUCGGCCUGGUGGACAUAGUGUUUGCUUAUUCCCUCGAUCAGCGUGCGAAUCUGGGGGAGUCCACGGUGGAAUCUGCAUGGGCAAUUGGCGCGGUGUCACCCUCGCUAUCAAACUUGGAGCAGUUUACUACCUUGCAGUCCGUCCUUGUCGGUUGCUUCCGCCGUGGGCUGGCGUACCCGCUUUACCGCAAUUGGGAGCUCUGCGAGAAGGCGCUCGAGGAUGUGUACGUGGUUUUCAAGCUCGGCCGCCGCGCGUUGCUAAAGACCAUGCUCCAAGUCAAAGAGUUAUUUGACAAGCACGACGUGUUCUACGUUUAUAGCAAAAUAUUCCUAGACGACUAUUGCGUGUGGCUGCAGACCCAGGCUAGCGACAAGGCGAUCCGUUCACUGGCUCAUAAGCUGCACAGCUUUGAAGUCGAAAAGGAUGAUAUUGGCUGGAAUCUGGACGCCUUCGAGGACCUUGCCUUGCAAACCUCCGAGAGUGAGGCUGAGGAGGAUAGCGAAGUUGUGGAUGCUGAAAUGGGAGAGAUGGCUGGCGAAGUAGAUUUUGGCGAGGAGCAUGUUGACAACGAUUCCGCCCACUUGGAGGGGCUAUCACUCGCUGCACAGGGCCGUGUGCAACCAAGCGAGCAGCAGGUUGAAGAAGUGCAGUCAAGACGGAAGCUGGUGCAAAUUAUUGGCGGCGACAACGACAACAUUGUUGACACUGAAACUUCCUCCAACUCUAAUGUUGGCACUGAUGUUGGCGCUAGUGUGAACGCUGGUAAGGACGCCAAUGCGGACGCUGCCCAGGCGAUAUCUGCGUGGGAUAAUGACACUGUUCAGUCGCCUGCCACUGCGCUUCUUUCGAGUAUUAUGCAGUCGGGCAGCGCUAGCGGAAACGAUACCAAGAGUCCGCGCAAGAAGCCGCUCAUUGAGCUCAUUGACGACAACUAAUAUUGUGUUCCCUGAGAUAGUAAAUACAUUUAUUUUUU
Kickxella alabastrina is the source of this 1794-nucleotide messenger RNA. RefSeq names its product SHQ1 protein-domain-containing protein. Bases 41 to 1756 code for a protein of 571 amino acids. Lineage: Eukaryota; Fungi; Kickxellomycota; Kickxellomycetes; Kickxellales; Kickxellaceae. The transcript is spliced from 4 exons. Gene Ontology annotation, cellular component: nucleoplasm; cytoplasm. The record is from RefSeq and is a predicted model, not a curated record. Gene Ontology annotation, biological process: box H/ACA snoRNP assembly.